This is a messenger RNA of Sporothrix schenckii 1099-18, 1602 nucleotides long. Its product is annotated as acid phosphatase. The record is from RefSeq and is a predicted model, not a curated record. Gene Ontology annotation, molecular function: acid phosphatase activity. The transcript has 2 exons. Gene Ontology annotation, cellular component: fungal-type cell wall. The coding region runs from base 1 to 1602 and encodes 533 amino acids. Lineage: Eukaryota; Fungi; Ascomycota; Sordariomycetes; Ophiostomatales; Ophiostomataceae.
AUGGCCCUUCUCGCCAGUGUCCUCGUCCUCGCCAGUGCUGCAAAUGCUCAGGUCGGCUCGAUGCUGUCACCUGCCUUCGAUAUCAACUUCCUGAAGACCUCUGCCGCUUCAAACCCCCUCGGCUGGCUUGGAGCCAACGGCCCUUAUGCAUCUGGCCCCAAUGUGUAUGGCAUCUCUUCGGAUGUGCCGGAGCAUUGCACUGUCGAUCAGGCCUUCUUCGUUUCCCGCCAUGCUUCUCGGUACCCCGACCCCGGUGCUUACAAUGGUUGGGUAGACAUGAAGAACCGUGUUAGUUGGUUUGGGCCCGUAUCUUUCCCGGUCUCCUUUUUAAUGUCUCUGCUGACGGGCCAGUUUUCGGCGGGUAAUGGAUAUAAUGCCACGGGAACGCUCUCCUUCCUGCCGUCUUGGAAGCCCGUGCUGACAAACUCCGGCCUUCAAAUGUCCAACCUCUCGCCAACGGGACAGAAGGAGGCUUUCGACAUGGCAUAUGCUCUGCGUACCAAAUAUCCUCAGUUGUAUAACGAGGGCGACGAUCUGUACGUCUGGGCCAACAACUACUCGCGGGUGUUGCAGACAGCCAAGCUGUUUGUCCGCGGCUUUCUUGGUGUCAACGCUACCAAUCUGGGCCACAUUGUGUCUGUCACGUCCUCCGGAAGCGUCGACGCUAUCGGUAACUCUCUCGGACCAUCCGACAGCUGCCCCAACUUUGUCGACGUGUCUGGCGGCAUGUAUUUUUCCAACUGGUCCAAUGUCUACAUCCCGCCAAUCCAAAAACGUCUCCAGUCGCUUAUUUCCGGCAACCUUACAUUCACUUCCGACGAUAUUUCCCAGAUACCAUAUCUCUGCGGAUUCGAGUCUCAGAUCACCGGCCGUCUCUCGCCGUGGUGCAAUGUCUUCUCUGACAAAGAGCUUCAGUACUAUCAAUAUUCCAACGAUCUCCGGUACUACUAUGGCGUGGGUCCUGGUACCAAGUUACCGGCGACAAUGAUGCUGCCAUAUCUGAAUGCGGUUAUGGGUUUAUUGAAAACAGGCCCUGGUGCUCUUCAUGGCACCGCAGCGGACGGCUCGGAUUUCACUGUACCCCAGCUCUUGGUCAGUUUUCUCAACGACGGCCAGCUGAAUGAACUAAUCACAGCAUCCGGCGUACACGAUGCACAAGCUGCACUAUCUGACUCGCAUAUGGAUCCGAAUCGCCUGUACAUUGGUAACCGAUUCACGACCAUGCGCGGCACCGUUGGCUUUGAGCGCCUCAACUGUGCUGUGCGGCCCAGCAGGAACAGCUCCAGCGAUCUCCUACCGCUGGCCCAGCGCACCUGUGGUGGCAACACGAAAGUGCCAUCCUUUCCCCCGUCAAUCACCAACCACACUUUUAUCCGUGUGCUUUUGAAUGACGCUGUCUACCCUGUUCCCGGAUGCCAAAACGGACCUGGCUACUCUUGUCUUCUGGACGACUAUGUCGAGUUCGUUGGCAGCAAGUACAACAAAUCCGGCAACUGGGCUGAAAACUGUGGCGUGACAGCUCCUGGCGCUCCAAAGGUUGUUGCUGGUGCGACCUUCUACACGAAGCUGGGCGGUGACUUUUUGCAGGUUAUUUCGCCCUAG